This is a messenger RNA of Eruca vesicaria subsp. sativa (arugula), 819 nucleotides long. The record is from the annotation of a GenBank genome assembly. NCBI's taxonomy places the organism in Eukaryota, Viridiplantae, Streptophyta, Magnoliopsida, Brassicales, Brassicaceae.
AUGACAAAUAGAAUGAAGAAGAGGUGUAAUGAAAUUGAAGUGGGUGCAGAGCAGAGAAAAGGGCCUUGGACGCUUGAGGAAGACACUAUUCUCACCAAUUACAUUGCCCAGAACGGUGAAGGCCGAUGGAAUCUACUCGCUAAAUCUUCUGGGCUAAAGAGAAAAGGAAAAAGUUGCAGAUUACGAUGGCUAAAUUACCUUAAACCCGACAUAAAGCGUGGGAAUCUCACUCAUCAAGAACAACUCUUGAUCCUUGAGCUCCACUGUCAAUGGGGUAAUAGGUGGUCCAAAAUUGCACAGUAUUUGCCUGGAAGAACAGACAACGAGAUCAAAAACUAUUGGAGAACUAGAGUUCAAAAACAAGCACGCCAACUCAACAUCGAUUCCAGCAGCCACCAGUUCAUGGAAGUUGUACGUAGCUUCUGGGUUCCAAGUUUAAUCCACAAAAUAAAAGAUAACUCAGACACCAACACUAAAUCUCCUUCUGUGGAUUUACUUGGACCCGUCUCUUACAAUUCAACUUCCAUGUCUCAAGAACUCAACAAAAUGUCACCAUUAAUGGAUUUGUCUGAUCCUGAAAACACCAACUCAAUGUCCUUGAAAGGAACACGAGGGAGUAGUAACCAAUGUGUGAGUGAAGAUUAUAGUUCCCUCCCUCGCCUAGAGGAGUACAUGGUGCCCACCAUGGACAAUUCUGACAUUUUACCAUUUAAAUCGGAUUGUCUAGCAUAUUCGAGUUAUGAGGAGGAUGUGACACAAGAUCCAAUAUGGAACAUGGAUGAUAUUUGGCAGUUUGAAGAGUAUGCACACUUUAAUUGA